Messenger RNA from Thermothelomyces thermophilus ATCC 42464, 2013 nucleotides. RefSeq lists its product as uncharacterized. The coding region runs from base 1 to 2013 and encodes 670 amino acids. Lineage: Eukaryota; Fungi; Ascomycota; Sordariomycetes; Sordariales; Chaetomiaceae. Gene Ontology annotation, molecular function: palmitoyltransferase activity. The transcript has 2 exons. The record is from RefSeq and is a predicted model, not a curated record.
AUGCCCUCGGUCCGCCGCUGGGCGCGCCGACUCGAGCGCUCGUGCUGCGCCUGCGCCAAGUACCUCCCGCUCGUUUUCGUCUACGGCCUGACCACCUGGGCCGUCUACGUGCUGGUCACUCUCUGCUCUACCCCGUCCAAGGUGUCAUGGCUAGACACACCCGCGGCCACCGCUGGCGUCGUCCUCUACCUCCUUCUCAACUGGUGCUACACUACUGCCGUCUUCACCCCCCCCGGCAGCACUACCAAUGAGCAUGGCUACAGCACGCUCCCGACCCACAACGCCCCGAACAUUACCUCCCUCACCGUCAAGUCCAACGGCGAGCUGCGCUUCUGCAAGAAGUGCCAGGCUCGCAAGCCCGACCGCGCUCACCACUGCUCCACCUGUCGCCGCUGCGUGCUCAAGAUGGACCACCACUGCCCCUGGCUGGCCACCUGCGUUGGUCUGCGCAACCACAAGGCCUUCCUCCUCUUCCUCAUUUACACCACCCUCUUCUGCUUCUACUGCUUUGCCGCCGCGGGUUCCUGGGUAUGGGAGGAGAUCUUAGACACCACCGCUACCACAGUCGAUACCUUGAUGCCUGUCAACUACAUCAUACUAGCCAUCGUCUCCGGUAUCAUUGGCAUCGUGAUCGGCGCCUUCUGCAGCUGGCAUAUCUACCUGGCUUCCAAGGGUCAGACUACCAUCGAGUGCCUAGAAAAGACCCGCUACCUCUCCCCACUACGCCGAAGUAUGCAUCAGACCUACAUCAACCAGCACACCCCCGGUCGGGGCGUGCCCCUGCCCUCGUACGGCCAACAGCUCCUCGACAUUCACCAGAACGCCCUUCCAGGCAUUACCCGCCCGGAGGAGGGGGAAGAACUUCGCCCCGAGCCCGCCCACUCACCUCGCUUCAACAGCAACGGCAGCAGCAGCAACAACAACAACAACAACCGUGACCUUGAGUCCGGCACAAGAUCAAGAAACCCCGAAUUGCAGGCUGGCUCCCGGCGCUUCACCCCCAACGAGAUGGAGCGCUACCGUGCGCGCAAGCGCUACGAGGAGUACCUCGACGAGCAGGACUCGGCCAAGUUGCCCAAUGCGUUCGACCUGGGGCCCAAGCGCAACCUGCUGCAUCUGUUCGGGCCCAGUCCCUGGUUGUGGCUUCUCCCGGUGUGUAACACGACCGGCGAUGGCUGGAGCUGGGAACCGAAUCCGCGGUGGUUGGAUGCGAGGGAGAAGCUGGCACGGGAGCGCGCCGAACAGGCAGCUAGGGAACGGGCCGCGGGCUGGGGUCCCGCCGACGAUGACGAUGAAGACGAAGGGGAAAGUGAUGGCCUUCUUCGCAUUCCCGGUGGCGCCGGGCGGCAUUAUCUCCAGCCUCAGCCGCGACCCCAAUCUCACCUACUUCAAGCGCAGCAAUCACGACAGACCGGCGGAGGAAACAGCCCCCUCAGCAAGACCCCCUCACCCCUUCCCUCUCCCGGCGCACGCAAGACACCCAGUAAAGCGGACCGCAUCCUCGGCCGCGACCCGAACCUGUACGCCGACGAUGAUAGCCACUACAUGAACGGCAACAGCAACAGCAACACGCCGCUUCUUCCUCCCGGCCAGGGGGAGGCCGUCUCUCUCAAGCGGCUGAGCCCCGCCACCGGGAGGACGAUCGAGGACGAGCUGGACGACAUUGACCGGGAUGAUGUCCAUUCCGAUGAUGCGUAUUUCCUCUCCGACGGCGACAGGAUAAUCGACGAGAACCAGCGCCAGCCUAAUGGCGUCGGGACGCAGCAGCAGCAGCAGCAGCAACAGCAACAACAGAGAGCCGAGGCAGAAAGAAGGGCCCUCAAUGUCGUGACCAACGGCCGCUGGGGGACUCGAGCAGCCAGCGGUGCUGGCCCGGGCGUGGGCGCGAGCACCCUGUUGAGAGGGCCGGCGUCGCCCGCCUUGCGGGUAGCCGGUGGUUCCGACGCGGAUAGGACCAGGAGCAGCAGUGGUGGUAAUAGUAAUGACAACGAUGUUGACGACGGGGUUGAUUAA